GUAUUCGUAAAGGUGGGAGGAGAAAGAGAGAAGGAGAAGGAGCUUGCAAAUCCCAUCUUGUCAGGUUCCUCCUUCUUCUUACUGUGGUUUUUCUCUCUUUCCCCUUGCGCAUCCAUCCAUCCAUCCAUACCUUACCUUUCUUUACCUUACGGAGUACUGGACUGGAGUAGGUGUGCUCUUUACCUUAACGACCUUGGCUUUUUCUUUUCCUUCUCCUUCUCUCUUACUCUCUCUUUUCCCUCUCUUCUUUACCCUCUUCCUACUCUCUCCCUCCCUCCCUCUCCUCUUCUAUCCUCCUCCUCAUCUGCUCACCCCAUCCAUCCAUCGUUCUCGCCACCCAAUCCCCAUAAAAUUUAA
This is a messenger RNA of Colletotrichum paranaense, 357 nucleotides long. RefSeq lists its product as uncharacterized. The annotation marks the transcript as partial. The transcript has a single exon. The record is from RefSeq and is a predicted model, not a curated record. Lineage: Eukaryota; Fungi; Ascomycota; Sordariomycetes; Glomerellales; Glomerellaceae.